AUUCCACAAAUAGCCCCUAUCGGUUGAUUAAGUUUAUUUAUUAUCUUCUCAAUUACUUUUAUUUUGUUUAGUAUAAUAAAUUAUUAUUCUGUACUUCCACAAACCCCUAAAUCUCAAAUCUCAAAGAAGUAUUCAUCUACUUCCCUUAACUGAAAAUGAUAA
Molecule: messenger RNA, 162 nt
Organism: Zeugodacus cucurbitae (melon fly)
Lineage: Eukaryota; Metazoa; Arthropoda; Insecta; Diptera; Tephritidae
Source: the annotation of a RefSeq genome assembly